AUCUCCCUUCUCUAUUAGCCAAUGAAGUAGCGGGUAUGAGACAGUCGCCGUGGCUAUCGAAGCAAAUGAAAAAAAGCUAACGUUAGCUUACCGUGUACUGUUCUCUUUGCUAGUUAGCCGGGCCUUACCCCUGUAAUACAGAAAGUGAGAACAUAACGACGUUUAACGGAAAAGUAAAGAUUAUCUAGCUAAUUGUGUAGCUAUUCCUGUAAAUAGAAAAUGGCGGAGAAGCCAGAGGCUGGAGAAAGUGAAGAAGAGGUUGAAGAUGUCUACGAAGUGGAGAGGAUUAUUGACAUGCGAACAGAGGAGGGGGAGGUUCUGUACCGUGUUCGCUGGAAGAACUACACAUCAGAUGAUGACACCUGGGAACCUGAGGCCCACCUCGAGGACUGCAGGGAGGUGCUGCUGGCCUACAAAAGAGCUUUGGCUGAGGCUAAGGCCAAGAAAGACCUAGAUGCUAAGAAAGGCAUGGUAAGUCCCAUCCCGGAGGAUCAUAGCCAUCAUAAGCAAGGCUUGAAGCUGCCCAUGAAGAGUGAUGUGUUCGAUGCUGACUCUGACAGUGACAGUGAUAAAGGUAAACCUGCAGACCUGCCUGUUAAGAAGAAGAAGAAAAAGAAGCAGCCUCGAGAAGACGAGGAUUCACCUUCGAAGGAGAAGAGGAAAAAAAAGAAAGACAAGCGCAAGGAGGACUUUAGGCCUCGCCCUGCACCAGAGUCUGAUGAAGAUGAGCUUUCCCCGCCACCAACCCCGGGCCGCGGAACCAAGAUGUCCGACUCCAAAAAAAGAUUUGUUGACUCUGACGAAGAGGAAGAAAUCCAUGUUCCCUCCAAGAAGCACAGGAAGGACAAGGCCAAGGAUGGCGGAAAGCAUGGGAAGAAAGAGAAGGUGGAGGAAGGAAAGAGGAAUAAGAAGUCAAAGAGGGAUCGGAAGGGUGAUUUGGAGUCCACUGAAGAUGAGGCCACUGCCCCCCUGGAGGAGGAGCUUAGUGAUGGGCCGUCGGAGUCCCAGACGGAUGAUACCACAGCGACUGAGAGGUCUCGCGCUGACGACAGGCCCAGGAAUAAGAAGGGCAAGUCAGAACUGAAGCUGCAGGGCAUCAAGGACUUUCUCCAAGACAAAAAAGCCAAGAAGCCGGAGUCUUUGUCGCCCGCUCUCUCUGCGAGCGGCCUCGCCAGACUCAAGAGUCUCACCACCUCCAAGGCCCAGAGCCGCGAUGAGCCCGCAGCGACCUCUGACUCCAGCGACACUCCUGCUCCCACCCAGGUGCACAAGAAAGCCAAGGGUAAGGAGGCCACGCCUACGCUGCCGAAAAUUCCCUCUUCGUCUUCCUCGUCUUCCUCUUCCUCCUCCGGCGCAGGGGCCAGCACCAGCAAGCCGCGGGAGGAGGAGUCUAAAGAGGAGGUGGGCGGGGAUAAGGAGCCCGCUGCGUCCACUAAUCUGUUUGAGAAGUUUCUGCUGAACUGUGAGGCUAAGGACCGCGUUCCCCGUAAACAGAUGGUCCACCCACCCACUGCUCCAGAGAACACAAAGCCACCGAAGCUGAUAGGUAAAAUUGAGAAAAGGACCAAGCCGACAAAGGAGUCCCCUGCUCGGAAGGCAGAGCCUGAAAAGACCAAACAUUCUGACGCAUUUCGGCCCAGUCAGAGCCAUGCUGCUUUGGAGAUGGAUGACAAGAUGGAUACAGAGGAGGAGCACGCCCAGAGGUCAAAGUUCGGUGGAGAAGACCGGAGGGAGGAAGCUCCACGCUGGGAAAGGAGGACCCAAGAGGAUGACCGGAGGAGGAGGAGGAGGGAGGACAGCGAGUCACGCCUCUUCAUUGCCUGUGAUGACAAUCAAGACCCUUUAGAGAGCACCGACAAAUCUGACAAAGGGCAAGCUUCUCUUAACCUCGGGAUGGACCUCAACUUGGACUGGAUGACACUGGAGGACUUUCAGAAACAUUUAAAUGGCGAGGAUGAGAUUCUCUCUGCUCCACCUCUAUCUCCUAGUGAGCUGCGUGAUGCAGUCAAAAGUGGCGAUUACAUGUCUGUGAAGCUGGCACUCAAUUCCAAAGAGGACUACAAUCUGGACCAAGAGGCAUGCACUGUUCAGCAGAAGAGUUUAAGUGGCAAGGAGAAGAGUUUUAUAAAUGAGGAAGAAGACAUUUUAAAUGUGCAAAAGAAGAGUGAAAGUGCUGAAGAGUCUCAACACCAAAAGGGGGAUUCUCACUGCGAAGGGAGUCCCGAUCCACACUUUGAGGGAAAUCCUCAUUGUGAGGGAAAUUGUCGUUCCCGCCGGAAUCGUCCCGGCUUUGGAAAUCCCCAUCACAAAGGCAACCCUUCACAUGGGAAAGAGAAGCCUGUUGACAAUGAAGAGAGCAGUUCGUGUGUCUUGGAGAAGACUUUAUGUGACAUGGAGAGAGCUUUAUAUGACAUAAAAAAGAGUGCUGAAGAGAACGGCUCAAGUGAUGAUAGUUCUAGUGAUGAGGUAGAAGACAGAACCCUGGAUUCAAACAGCCCAAGUGGGUCGGAUCCGCCUCCAUCUAAUGCAGAAAGCCACAAUGAGUCUGAUUCAUCCCCCCAAAUUUCAGUACAGCCUAGAAAAGCUUACAGAAAGAAAGUAGUGCCACGUAAAGGUACGCGGUCAAACUUACGUUCCAGCACAAAAAUGAAGGUCAGUGCAUGUAGUACAACAGUGGAUGGUAAAAGAAAAUGGGACAAAAAGCACUAUUGCCUCUAUUGCAAUGAACCACACAACAAAAUUGCAAGGCAUUUGGAAAGGGUGCAUGCCGAUGAAGCAGCUGUUGCUCAUGCUAUCAGCUUCCCUAAACUCUCCAAAAUCCGGUCUCUCUUACUGGACCAACUUCGCAACAAAGGCAACUAUGAACACAACUUUGAAGUUCUUCAAAGUGGAGAUGGGGAAGUUGUGACUAAGAAAAGACCCUCUUAUGAUGGUGUUUCUGUGCGUGACUACUUGCCCUGCCAACACUGCUUGGGUUUUUUCAACAAAAUAGAUUUAUGGAAGCAUGAGGGCUCAUGUAAAGCCAGAAAAGGGCAAGAUGAAAGGAAGGGAGGAAAGAGAGUACGAGUCCAGGCCGCAUCCUCUCGACUCCUUCCAUUGCCUGUCUACUCUACUGGAGGAUGUGAGGAAAUCAUACACAAUAUGAAUCAAGAUGACAUCUCAUGCCAUAUAAAAAAUGAUCCUCUGAUAUGUAAAUAUGGUAAUGCAUUAUCUGCAAAACAUGGUCAUGCGAAGUCACAGUUUACAUACAUUGGAUCCAAAAUGAGGGAAUUGGCUAGAUUUGUGCUUACUGUAAAUGAGAUGGACUGUGGUGUCCAAUAUUUACAUGAAGUAUGUGUACCAUCCAAAUUCAAAUUGGCAGUUCAUGCUGCCAGGAAAAUGAGUGGUUUUGAUCCUGCUUCAGACCGGUACAAGACUCCAUCGCUUGCUUUAAAGAUUGGCUACUCCUUAAAAAGAGCUACCGAAAUAGCUUUUGGAGAGAGUCGUAUGACUGAGGACUGUGAGGCAGAGGAACAAGCCAAAAAGUUCAUUGAACUUCUUGAAAAUGAUUGGAAUAAAUGUUUUUCCGGUCUGUCACUUAACACUGUAUCACAGUGUGAUGAAGUUGAUGUGUCUUCACUAACUGAGGAUUUGAUCAAACUUCAACAAUUUCUCAAGAUUGCGGAGGACACUGCAAAGCAAGAAUUGCUUGAGAACCCCACCAACGCCGUCUGGAAGAAGCUCAAUGAAACUCUUCUUGCACAGAUUGCUCUUUUCAACAGAAAAAGAACAGGAGAGGUUGCGAAAAUGCUUUUGGAAACGUACACCAACAGGAAGAAAGCUCCAGCUAGUGCCGACAUUUUCCUUAACCUCUCAAGGCUGGAGCAAGUGCUUGGUGAUGACAAAUUAACCAGGGUGGAAAUAGAAGGCAAAAACGGUAGAAAAAUGCCGGUCUUACUGACAGACAGGAUGAUCUCAUCUCUUGACAUCCUUAUUGCAAACAGAGACAAGGUUGGAGUGUCAAAAGAAAACCCUUAUGUUUUUGCACGAAGUAUGGAUGCAGCAAGUUACGUGAGAGGUUUUGACUGUCUGAGGAAAUUUGCACAUGAAUGUAAUGCGAAGAACCCUGAAAGUCUGAUCCAUGCUACAGUACGGAAAGAGGUGGCUAUACAUUGCCAAAUACUGAACUUGAAUGAAAGUGAAUUGGAUCAAGUGGCAAAAUUAUUGGGACAUGACACGCAGGUCCACAAAGAAUACUACAGACUAGCUGAAAACGCAGCACAUCUAGCGGAAAUCAGCAAAUUGCUGCUUGCAAUGGAUGAGGUUCCAGUUGUUCCAGUGACGUCUGAGGAAAGCGUAGUCUCUCCCACACAUGGGACAUAUUCUGCAGGGACGUAUGAACCAGUUGCAGAUUCUGCAAAGAUAUAUCCUACUGGGUCCUCGUAUUCCACGGGGUCCUCGUAUUCCACAGGGUCAUCGUAUCCCACCGGGACCUCGUAUCCCACCGGGAUCUCGUAUCCCACCGGGACCUCGUAUCCCACCGGGACCUCGUAUCCCACAGGGACCUCGUAUCCCACAGGGACCUCGUAUCCCACCGGAACCUCGUAUCCCACAGGGACCUCGUAUCCCACAGGGACCUCGUAUCCCACAGGGACAUCGUAUCCCACAGAGACAUAUUCAGCUAAGUCGUACACUGUGGGGGCGCAGCCUUUAAGGUCUUAUCAUGCUGGGACGUAUCCUGAGAAGCUGUAUGCUUUGGGAUCGCAUUGUUCCAGUUCAUUUUCUGCCGGGACAGAUUUUUCAAGGCCACAUCCUGCUGUAACGCAUGCUGCAGUGACCUAUUCUGCAGGUACAUAUGCUGCAGGGACCUGCCUAGCAGAGAAUCAUUCUCCCAGGUCAUACACUGCAGGGACACAUUUAACAAGAUCAUACCCUGCAAGUCCUUAUGACCUUUCAUCUCCUCCAAGUUCAUAUCCUUUGGGGCCAUAUCCGGCGGGGGGACAAUUUCCAAGGCCAUAUCCUGCUGGAACAUAUCCUACACAAACACUUUCAUCACGUACAGUUAUUACACCAACACUUAGUGUGCAUAGUCUUCCAGCAGAAACCCUUCCAUCGCAGGCCCUUCCAUCGCAGGCCCUUCCAUCGCAGGCCCUUCCAUCGCAGGCCCUUCCUUCGCAGGCCCUUCCUUCGCAGGCCCUUCCAUCGCAGGCCCUUCCAUCGCAGGCCCUUCCUUCGCAGGCCCUUCCUUCGCAGGCCCUUCCAUCGCAGGCCCUUCCAUCGCAGGCCCUUCCAUCGCAGGCCCUUCCAUCGCAGGCCCUUCCUUCGCAGGCCCUUCCUUCGCAGGCCCUUCCUUCGCAGGCCCUUCCAUCGCAGGCCCUUCCUUCGCAGGCCCUUCCUUCGCAGGCCCUUCCAUCGCAGGCCCUUCCAUCGCAGGCCCUUCCAUCGCAGGACCUUCCAUCGCAGGACCUUCCAUCGCAGGACCUUCCAUCGCAGGCCCUUCCUGUCGGGACAGUAUCUGCUGGUGAAGUUUCUCUGAGCGUAGGUCCUGCGAGUACCGGUCCUGCAGGGACAGUGGGCACGGUGUGGAAACGGAGACCGUGGAAUGAUGCGGCGAAGGCUGCAGUGAGGCGCCAGAUGGGAAACUUUAUCUCGAAGAUGCAGGUUCCUGGUAAAAAGGACUGUGAGAUAUGCCUCCACAAUGAACCAGCUCUACAAGACAGGACAUGGAGGGACAUCAAAAACUAUGUCCACAACACAGUGAAGUCUAUUAAAAGGAAAAAAGGGCUUACAGGUGUGGACCCUGGGAAACAGACAAACAAAGUAGCUGCAAAGAAACUUAAAGAAACUAAAUCGGCAAAUAGUGCUACAGAAGGGGUUGGUGGAAUUAUGACAGUACCUACAGAGGGUCAAGAGAAGAAACAAGAUGCCGGUAUUGUUGCUUUGCCAACACCAAGGAAGCAGAAGAUGUGGAGUGACGAGGCUCGUGCUGCAGUAAGGCGACAGCUGGGAGAUUUCACUAAACUGAUGAAGAUUCCAGGUAAAAGGGAAUGUGACGCAUGUAUUGCGGCUGAACCAGCUCUACAAAGCAGGACAUGGAAAGAUAUAAAGAACUAUGUGCAUAACACUUUAAUGACUAUGUGCAGGAGGCAUAUUUCGGGCAAACAAAAUAUGGACCAUGAAAAACCAAGUAUAAGGACACCUAAACCAGCGGUGCCACAGAAUCCAGAAGUGCAUCUGAAACCAGGGGUGCCACUGGGACUUCCAGAAGAUCCUCCUGUCUAUCUGUCUUUAUGAUUUUCUUUAACAUGUUUUGAAACCUCCCAGGAUUCAAGGUAAGAAAAGACAAGGGCAUAGCUUUUGAUUUUAUUUGACCGUACGCAAAAAUUAAGUAGCAUUUUAUGGAUAUAAUAUUACUACCUACUUAAUUCUGCAAAUGUAUCUGUAGCAAUUACAUAGUAGCAUAUUAUGCAUGAAAACAUGUUUAGCAUACUUUUACACGACUUUUGAAUUCAAUGAACUUCAAAAUUACAUUAUCCCAAUGUAUUAUGUGGUGCCAAAAAGCAAAUCCUUUCAUUGGAUACACAUUUGCAACUCUAGCAAAUGAGGUAAAGAUAUUUAUUCAAAAAAAAAUUAUUGCAAUUGUCAUUCAUUAAGUGUUUUAAUAACAAAUCUUCUGGGUUUGUCAAUGGCAACAGUGCCUCGUGGAUGCACAUUUGGAAUCGAAUCUUACCCUGUGUUUCCUUUAAACCAUAUAAAAUCCUAUUGAGUAGAAAUGCUCAUGAUAACUGACUGAAAUACAGUGGAUAUAAAAAGUCCACACACACCUGUUAAAAUGCCAGGUUUUUGUGAUGUAAAAGAAUGAGA
Molecule: messenger RNA, 6843 nt
Organism: Esox lucius (northern pike)
Lineage: Eukaryota; Metazoa; Chordata; Actinopteri; Esociformes; Esocidae
Gene: mphosph8
Product: M-phase phosphoprotein 8
Exons: 9
Coding region: 220-6273 (2017 amino acids)
Cellular component (GO): cytoplasm; nucleus
Molecular function (GO): protein binding
Source: RefSeq, a predicted model, not a curated record